CCCUCCCACCGGUCCUGCACCACGCGCUCCUCUCCUACUAUUGUGCGCUUUCGUGUUCAGAGCGGGUUGGCGCUCCCGUUUAAAGCCACCGGCUGAGGUUGCAUUUGUGGGGAAGCAUUCACAGCCGCCGGUUUUUCCAUUUUAUUUGGGAAGAAGUACUGAUUAGCCCGCGCGCACCCACGCGAAGCUCCUGGCCUUCAGCUUGCAGUGGGAGCAGCCCGGGCCUAGAGAGGGGAUUUUUUUUUCCCCCCAUCCUUUUCCCCCCUUUCUGCACUACGGGAAGCGUCCCGGAAAGCCGCGGUUAAGCGCAGAAAAAGAAAGCCAGCUAGCCAGAAGGAUAAAGAGCAACUGCAGACACAGCGGGGAGAGGUGGGCGAAGCCAUGGCCCUGCGCUGCGCCCCUAAACGGCAAUACUGAAUGGUACACAACUUGAGGAGGUCUCCUAGCAACCUUCCUUAGGCAUCCUGCCUGCUUUUAACUGGAAAGCAGGAAAGAGGCCGAGCAAUUGAUGAGUUUGCCCUGGGAGUGUAUACAGAGGUGAAAUUGAAGGUGAACAUGGGUCAGAAGGUCACAGGAGGAAUAAAGACUGUGGACAUGAGGGACCCAGCGUACCGGCCCCUGAAACACGAACUCCAGGGUCUGGACUACAGCAAGCCCACUCGGCUGGACCUGCUGUUGGACAUGCCUCCGGUGGCCUACGACAUCCAGCUGCUCCACUCAUGGAACAACGACGACCGGUCACUGAACGUCUUCGUCAAGGAGGACGACAAACUUAUUUUUCACCGGCAUCCGGUGGCCCAGAGCACGGACGCCAUCCGGGGCAAAGUCGGCUACACCCGGGGGCUUCACGUGUGGCAGAUCACGUGGGCGAUGAGGCAGCGGGGCACUCAUGCCGUCGUCGGGGUAGCAACCGCAGAUGCGCCGUUGCACUCGGUGGGGUACACAACCCUCGUGGGCAACAACCACGAAUCCUGGGGCUGGGACCUGGGGCGCAAUCGGCUGUACCACGACGGGAAGAACCAGCCCAGCAAGACCUAUCCCGCCUUUCUGGAGCCGGAUGAGACUUUCAUCGUGCCAGACUCUUUCCUCGUGGCUCUGGACAUGGACGAUGGGACCCUGAGCUUCAUCGUAGACGGCCAGUACAUGGGUGUUGCCUUUCGUGGACUCAAGGGGAAAAAACUCUACCCGGUUGUGAGUGCGGUCUGGGGCCACUGUGAAAUACGGAUGCGCUACUUGAAUGGACUUGAUCCAGAACCACUGCCCCUGAUGGACCUCUGUCGCCGCUCAGUGCGCCUCGCUUUGGGCAAGGAACGUCUGAGUGAAAUUCACACCCUGCCUCUGCCAGCCUCCCUCAAGGGCUACCUGCUCUAUCAGUGACCGCCGGCCGGCUGCAGGACUCCCUCCACCACAUAGCUGCCUUCAGGAAUACCAACCAGUGCCCACCUGAGGAGCCUGCCCUCCUGGGACUCUCCUCCCCUCCUCCCUGGCAUCGCCAGGCUGAAACUCCCUCCCAUCACUUCCCACCACCCACUCCAAUCACUGAAGCUCCUUCAGUCACCUCCACCGGCCUCUCACUGUUCUCUCUGGCUGUCGGUCCUCCCUGUCCCCACCAGAGCCCAUGCCAAAUUCCAGCUAACCCCAAAACCAAUGAGGUCUUCUGUCUAUCCCUGGAAAUGGCCUCUGUGCCAAGAGAGGCUGAGCCUCCUGCAGACUGCCUUCAUCCUCCUUAAAAAAAAAACACAAUGGAAUAAACAACACUUAGAGGAAUUAGCUCUUUAGCUCUGGGGGUAAGAGACCUCUCCACCUCUGCCCAGAGAGAAAGACAUUCCCUUAGCAUCCCAAACUUUAUCAAAGUCUAGAGGGAAACCAUCUCCAGUGAGGAGCUGGAGAGAUGCUUUCAGCCCAUUGGCAGUCCCAGAGCUAUCCGGGGCGGCCCUGGGCCAGAAAAAGAAAGUGCCGCAGUAGGUUAAGCUUCUAACACCAAAAAUGCAUCACGGAGCCUUUUGAACACAAAGCCUGGACCUGGACAAGGUGGAAAAGCAGCAGCUAGUGUCAGUCCCGUGAGGGAUGUUCUCACCCUGCAUCCUCAUUAUUUAUUCUCUAAAUAGACAAAAAAGAGUCCAUUAUUUAUUCCAUGUAGAAAAUCUUUGUUCUGUCCCUUCUGUCCGCUGGGUCCUCUUGCCCCGGCCACACGUGACCCUGGUCCUCCUUACCCCCCACACCCCCGCCAACCUCCUUUUCCGGCGGCCGGAUGGAUGUUUCUGAGUUGACCUGUGGUUUUGGAGAGAGUUUGGGCAGUGGCAGAGGCCUGCUGCCCUGGGUCCCUCCAUGACUGGAGGUGCCACGUGCAAUAUGGACGUCUUCAUCGGACCCACCUGGAUCAACACACAGGAACCCUGCCCUCCUUUCCCGUACCCACCCACCUUCUUGCUCUCACAAGGGGUAUACUUCCUUUGGGAGGGAGGGUUAGGGUAUGUGUGCUAAAGUGUUCCUGAAAACAAUUUGGCCAAAGCAUAUCCUCCACUUGGGAAAACCGCCUGAAAAUUUUUUCCCUUGGGGUUCUUGGGCAGU
This is a messenger RNA of Tachyglossus aculeatus (Australian echidna), 2571 nucleotides long. RefSeq names its product splA/ryanodine receptor domain and SOCS box containing 1 (gene SPSB1). Gene Ontology annotation, molecular function: protein binding. NCBI's taxonomy places the organism in Eukaryota, Metazoa, Chordata, Mammalia, Monotremata, Tachyglossidae. The coding region runs from base 556 to 1377 and encodes 273 amino acids. Gene Ontology annotation, biological process: proteasome-mediated ubiquitin-dependent protein catabolic process. Gene Ontology annotation, cellular component: SCF ubiquitin ligase complex. The transcript is spliced from 3 exons. The record is from RefSeq and is a predicted model, not a curated record.